This is a messenger RNA of Dipodomys spectabilis (banner-tailed kangaroo rat), 6207 nucleotides long. It is a transcript of the gene Anks1a, whose product is annotated as ankyrin repeat and sterile alpha motif domain containing 1A. The record is from RefSeq and is a predicted model, not a curated record. The transcript has 26 exons. Gene Ontology annotation, molecular function: protein binding. Lineage: Eukaryota; Metazoa; Chordata; Mammalia; Rodentia; Heteromyidae. Bases 86 to 3661 code for a protein of 1191 amino acids. Gene Ontology annotation, cellular component: cytosol.
GUUGCCCGGAGACGGAAAGUUUGGGAGCCUGUGCAAGACCGGCGGCGGCCCCGGGGAGGGGGUCCAGGGGGUGGUGACCCUGGGGAUGGGGAAGGAGCAGGAGCUGCUGGAGGCGGCCCGCACCGGGCACCUCCCGGCCGUGGAGAAGCUGCUGUCCGGGAAGCGCCUCUCCUCAGGCUUCGGGGGCAGCGGCGGCGGCGGCGGCGGCGGCUCCGCGGGUGGCGGCGGCGGCGGCGGCGGCGGCAGCGGCCUCGGCAGUUCCAGUCAUCCCCUCUCCAGUCUGCUCAGCAUGUGGAGAGGGCCAAAUGUGAACUGUGUUGACAGCACCGGCUACACACCCCUGCACCAUGCUGCGCUGAAUGGUCAUAAGGAUGUGGUCGAGGUCCUCCUGAGGAAUGAUGCACUUACCAAUGUGGCUGACUCAAAAGGCUGUUACCCUCUGCAUUUGGCAGCCUGGAAAGGAGAUGCCCAGAUAGUGCGGUUGCUCAUCCAUCAAGGGCCCUCACAUACCAGAGUCAAUGAACAGAAUGCUCUUGAGAUCAAAGAACUCAAAAAGUACGGCCCCUUUGACCCUUAUAUCAAUGCCAAGAACAAUGACAACGAGACAGCCCUACAUUGUGCCGCCCAGUAUGGCCACACUGAGGUGGUGAAGGUGCUCUUAGAGGAGCUCACUGACCCCACCAUGCGCAACAACAAGUUUGAGACACCUUUGGACCUGGCAGCACUCUACGGGAGGCUAGAGGUGGUGAAGAUGCUUCUCAACGCACACCCCAAUCUCCUGAGCUGCAACACAAAGAAGCACACCCCUCUGCACCUGGCAGCAAGGAACGGUCACAAGGCUGUGGUCCAGGUCCUCCUGGAUGCUGGCAUGGAUAGCAACUACCAGACGGAGAUGGGCAGUGCUUUGCAUGCGGCUGCUUUGUUUGGCAAGACGGAUGUGGUGCAAAUCCUGCUGGCUGCAGGAAUUGAUGUCAACAUAAAAGACAACCAUGGACGGACUGCCCUUGACACCGUGCAGGAACUGCCCUCUCAAAAGAGCCAGCAGAUAGCAGCACUUAUUAAAGAUCACAUGACUGGAAAAAGAAGUACGAAAGAAAUAGAUAAAGCCUCCACACUCCAGCCGUCUCUCCUCCCUAGUAUUGACUCCAUUGCACAGAAGUCUCAGGGUGAUGUGGAGAAGGCAGUGACUGAGCUGAUCAUUGAUUUUGACACAAAUGCUGAAGAAGAGGGUCCCUAUGAGACCCUGUACAAUGCUGUCUCCUGCCAUUCCUUAGACAGCACAGCCAGCGGGCGAUCAUCUGACCGAGACUCCGUGAAUAAGGAGGCUGAGGCUGCAGGAGCCAGGACUGCUGGGAUGAGGCCUAGGGAACGUCCACCGCCACCAGCCAAGCCACCACCUGACGAAGAAGAAGAAGACCAUCUCAAUAAGAAGUAUUUUCCCUCGACAGCUUCUGAGGUCCUGGCCAUGAGACCCAGAAUUCAGGGGAGUGCGGCCAGGGAAGAAGAUGAACACCCUUAUGAGCUGCUUUUAACAGCGGAGACGAAGAAACCAGCAUCAGUGGAUGAAAGAAUGAAAGACCACAGGCGGAGCAGCAGUAGCCGGAGCCAGGACUCUGCAGAGGGGCAGGACGGGCAGGUCCCAGAGCAGUUCUCAGGUCUCCUCCACGGCUCCUCCCCAGUAUGUGAGGUGGGGCAGGACCCUUUCCAGCUGCUUUCUGCCACCGGCCAAAACUAUCCAGACGAGUCCCCCCAGCAGGGCGCCUGCCACGAGGCCAGCAUGCAACUAGAGGAGACCAGUUUGCACACUCCUGGAGACCCCCAGCCCUGCAUCCUGGACCAGAGCAACCGAGUAGAUUACCCAGCAGGCCUGCCCUCCUCUACCAACAGCCGAGCGCACCCUGAGACUUUGACUCUCAUAGCACCUCUGCACCCUGGUGGUGCUGAAGAAGAAGGAGACCGGAGCGGGGCCAGAAGCCGAGCCCCUCCCACUAGCAAAGCCAAAGCUGAGCUCAAACUCAGCCGCAGUUUGUCCAAGUCUGACUCUGAUCUCCUGACCUGCUCACCUACCGAGGACGCUACAAUGGGGAGCCGGAGUGAGUCUUUGUCCAACUGUAGCAUUGGGAAGAAGAGGCUGGAGAAGUCACCAUCCUUUGCCUCGGAGUGGGAUGAGAUUGAGAAGAUCAUGAGUUCCAUCGGAGAAGGGAUUGACUUUUCUCAGGAACAGCAGAAGAUCUCAGGUUCUCGGACGCUGGAGCAGAGCGUCGGGGAGUGGCUGGAGUCGAUCGGGCUACAGCAAUAUGAGAGCAAGCUGCUUCUGAAUGGCUUUGACGAUGUCCGCUUUCUGGGGUCUAAUGUGAUGGAAGAGCAGGACCUGAGGGAGAUUGGCAUCAGUGAUGCACAGCACCGGCGGAAGUUGCUGCAGGCUGCCCGCUCCCUGCCCAAGGUGAAGGCCCUAGGCUAUGAUGGAAACAGUCCCCCGUCAGUGACCUCCUGGCUGGACUCCCUGGGGCUGCAGGACUACAUCCACUCAUUCCUGGCCAGUGGCUACAGCUCCAUUGACACUGUGAAGAACCUCUGGGAGCUGGAGCUUGUCAAUGUCCUGAAGGUCCACCUGCUGGGCCACCGCAAGCGCAUCAUCGCCUCCCUUGCUGAGAGACCCUACGAGGAGCCGCCCCAGAAGCCUCCAAGAUUCUCCCAGCUGAGAUGCCAAGAUUUAAUCUCCCAGACAUCAUCCCCACUGAGCCAGAAUGAUUCUUGCGCCGGGCGGUCAGCAGACCUGCUGCUGCCUCCAGGGGACACAGGCUGGAGGCGGCAUGACAGUCUACAUGACCCCACAGCAUCCUCUCGAGAACGCUGCCGAGUCCAGGAGGAGCCCCGGGAGGCCAAGCUGACCCUGCGACCCCCCAGUCUGGCUGCCCCAUACGCCCCUGUGCAGAGCUGGCAACACCAACCAGAGAAACUCAUCUUUGAGUCCUGUGGUUAUGAGGCCAAUUACCUAGGCUCCAUGCUGAUCAAAGAUCUGCGAGGGACAGAGUCCACACAAGACGCCUGUGCCAAAAUGCGGAAAUCCACGGAGCACAUGAAGAAGAUUCCCACUAUCAUCCUGUCCAUCACAUACAAAGGUGUCAAGUUCAUCGAUGCUUCCAACAAGAAUGUCAUCGCAGAGCACGAGAUCCGGAACAUUUCUUGUGCGGCCCAGGACCCAGAGGACCUGUGCACCUUUGCCUAUAUUACCAAGGACCUGCAGACCAGCCACCACUACUGCCAUGUUUUCAGCACAGUGGAUGUGAACCUGACCUACGAGAUCAUCCUGACACUGGGGCAGGCAUUCGAGGUGGCCUAUCAGCUGGCUCUGCAGGCCCAGAAGUCCAGGACCUUGGGGGCCUCUGCAGCUGAGAUGAUUGAAACAAAAUCUUCCAAACCGGUGCCUAAGCCUCGGGUCGGCGUGAGGAAGUCUGCAGUGCCGCUGCCCCCUGAUAGUCGCUGUUGUUACUGUCACACCUGCACCACCCACCGUCCUUCCUACCUACCGCUGCCGUCUCUUAGUCCCGGAGUCAAGCUGGAACCACCUGAUACAGACCAAGAGGCCCCAUCUCAUGCCAGUGUCUCCUGGAUUGUGGACCCAAAGCCAGACUCUAAGCGGAGCCUCAGCACCAACUGAGCCACUGAGGAACCGCACUGUGCUGCAGAAACACAGACGUGGGGCGCACAGGCUCCGUCCCCACCACCACCACCUCGCCUGCAGCUCUGAAGACCCAGGCCCAGCCCCUGCCUAUAGGAGCUGCUCUCGGCUGCUUGGCCUGGGCCUGCACCACCAGGUCUUUCAGAGUGAGUCCUGCCCCGGCUGCGGAGACGAUUCCAGGCCUCUAGCCCAUGACACUCCAGAGGGCCAAGAAGUGAUUUGCUCAGAAUACAAAUGUUUUUAAUAGAAAACCUUUUUAUAAAAUGAAAUUUUAAUACUUGGCUCAACCUCUAGGUAAAACUGCCAAUUUGAGACAAACGGCCAGGGGUUCAGAGGACAGAGGAGAACUGAGAGCAGCCAAAAAGGCUGUCUGUGCAGCCCUCUCUCCUUGAUCUUGGCACAGCAGGGCUGUAGGGGCGAGCAGCAUGAGUUGAAGGAGCAGACUCAGGGCAGAGUUGAGUUCUUAGUCUGUUCACACCUAACUUCUCGUCCCUGUUUAGAGCUGGGUAAAAACACAGCCUUACAGGCUUCUGGGCCAAAGCAAAGGUUCCCAUUAUCUUUCUUGGGGCCCACAUGAGAAGGUCCAGUGGCCAAAUAGAAAUGAGCUUGUAGUUUCUGGUGCCUGGAAGUCAGGGUGGUGCAAGGAGCUUCUCUGCGGCUCACUGCCGAUGGCCAGCGACUGCCCCCAGGCUGGCUGCCCCCUGCUCUCGGGCAUCCUGUGCAGCCAAGCUUGAAAAAGAGACGCAGCAGUUUUCAUUUUGGGCAUUCCGGGUAGGUCAGUGAAGAUUGCUGCUUAUCAACUUAUGGCUCAUCUGAGGAGGUAGGUGGACAGGGCUCAUUGGGAUUCUCCAGAUUACUGGUUUGAUUCUCCACAGCUGGACAUAUCUCUGUGCAGGUGUGGGAAAGGCUAGAUCACCUGACAGUCUAUUUGGUUCCCCUCCCCCGCUUUUGUUGCCUUGGGAGUGACUGGCUGUUGUCCUGGCCCAGCCCUGCUGCUCAGAUCUUUCUGUCAGCUUGCUUUGCUUUUCAUAGUGACUUGGGUGAUGGUCUUCCUUCUGGAAUUGAGUAGAAGUGUGGGUGCCUGCUUCCAAUAGGGCAGAGAGGCAAAGCCAAGGCAGCCACUGUCCGGGCCCUUCGAGUGAGGAGCAAUGAGGAGUACUGCCCAUCCCUGCCUCCACCUCAAGUACCUUAUAGGCCUCAGUUCAUCCCAUUCCUGUCAUGGGUACUCGUGCUUCCCAGCAAGGGCUGCAGAUCAUGACUCUGCUGUGCACCUGCGUAGGGAAGCACACCAGACACCCCCCACCGUGGAGGGGCAGAAGUGGAAAGCAGGAACUGUGGGUCUCCUGUUUGCUCCGCACCCAGCACAGCCAGUGCUGGAGUGCACCCCUCUGCAACUAAAAAGGACCUGGAAGUUAAACUUCAUUUCCCACCCUGGCACAGCUUAGACUGUGCAGGAAUCCCCCUGAAGAUGCAUGGCCCUGCUGCUGGGCACCUCUGCCUUGCCCCUCAGACCAGGCACAGCUUGGGCAGCUCUGCUGGAGGGCAUCAGGCCUGAAGGGAGACGUGUAAACACUACCAUGAGUUCCUCAAGCUGUACUGCUUUUAAAUCGCCUGGAGGCAUUUAUUUCCCUUGAAGCUGCUAUAUCUUAUUUAUAUUCAGGGUGUUUUCAUUAUUGGAAAGCCUUGGUCAAUCUGCUCUGGGUCUUGUUUUGUGAUUGGUUUAUUUGUGAAUAUUCCAGAAAGGAAAGUUACUGGACCUGUCCUAUGCUUUCUCUUCCUCCUCCUUCACUGCGCCUUGGGGCCAUCACUCCUGUCCCUAGGAAGAAUAUGGUAACUUUCGAGACAGGUGUCCAGUGGAACAGCCCUAGCUUUCACGCUUCCCCCGAGCACAGGACACACAGGUAUGGGAAACUUGGUCGCCAUGCCUGUAAUGUGAAGGAGCCUGUUCAGGUGGGGAGCUGUAAGACACACUCAGUACCUGUGCUGGCCGCAGGCUCCCUGCUUGCCUCUCCUGUCCCCUCCCAUCCUCUCCGCUCGCCCGCUGCCCUGGGCAGUAGGCCCAGCUCUGCAUCUGUACCGCUGCACUUCCCGCCUAGGGAGAUCCCUGAGAAGCCUUGGGUUGAACAGGCAUCACGCAUAGGUGCGGUCGUCAAGACAUUAGAAACUAGUCUGAACUUGGUCGGUUUUUGAGGUGCCCAGGCCUGCACAACACAGUUCACGAGAACGUUGUUGCUAAUGGCAUGGCAAUGAACUAUAACAAAAAUGUUAUUUAAUCUUUGUCUCCAUAUUUUGAUACUUGAAUGACUUCCCCUUUUGUUUUACUGUACAUAGAAUUGUCUAUCUGUCUGAAUUUGUCUGAAUUAUAAACACCUUGUGGUACCAAACACAGCCAACCUGUGCAACAACAUAGACUGACCUCACUACACACAGUGUAAAUAUUUCUGGGCUUCCAGCUUCGGUUUUGUUAUUUUCGUAACUGUACAAUUUAGAACAGACUGAAUUAAUAAAUGAGAAGCAAUGUCAAA